AUGACUCUCGUUUGUUCAAACUUGCACAAGCGUCAUGGUUGUAAAUGUUUACACAACUGCGAAGCACUUUUAAAUGUAGCAAUUAUAGUGAAUGAGGAAGGAUUUAUAAAGCUUAAAGAUGCUGCAGAACUGUGCAGUCCGAAUGUUAAAUACACACCAGCCCAUGCUCGUAGAAAAAUGUUAAGAAUGCCUUGUGCUGUGAUUGGGACAGGUAGUUUGCUCGAAGGAACUUCUUGUUUAUAUCUAGUAGAAAAACAGAGCCCGGCCACUUUGUAUCUUUUGCAAUCUCUACUAAAAGAAGCAUGUAUUAAAAAGCAAACUAACAAAGGACUUACGAAAGAAGACGUGAAAAAGCUAUUGAAUUUGGCGGAAUCUGAAAGUGAAAGAAAGAGACUAAAGUACGCUGUUGUAAAGUCGAGUGGAAUAUCAAGCACGAAAGCAAAAGCUGUUUAUGGAUUUGACGACAUGACUUCUAAAAUAAAUGAUGUAGAGAAAGCAAUGGAAGAGGCAUGUGCAAUCAGACAAGCAAUCGAAGACAUUGCUAACACUAAGGAAAAAUCAAUAUUACUUCCUCUGGGAAUAAGUGAAUCCAGUGAAAGUGGCUCAGAUACUGAAAGUGAGACUGAUUGUGAGAGUAGUUCUGCAAUAACUGAUUCAACAUGUCUACCCAACAACCGGAAGGAUAAUAGCGACGAAGAAAUUACACCAGUUAGACAGUCGAUGUUAGAAGAUUUAAAGGAAAAUGAAUUUGGGUACAACAGCGAUAGUUCUUCAGAAAUUACGUCAGAAUCAGAAUCCACUGGGGAGGUUUGUGCCGGAGUGGUUAAAGCACCAGGUGUUCAUGCAAAAAACGCAGCACAACAUUACGCAGAUCUUCAGAUGCUAGAAAAGAAUGAAGAAACACGCGAGGUAUUUUGGAACAGUGAAACCCAAGAACGAAAAGAAAUUGAAUGUGCUCGAGUUGACAGAAGUUUUGACGAGGGUCCGUCCCAUUGCGAGGUUCAAUAUUGGUGGACGGUUCGUCACCUUGUAACCAGUUGCCAAAUGACGUUAGUAACGUCUAGAAACAGUGGUGCGAGCUAUAGGAACCGCGUAGAGCUGCAAAAUGGCAGUCUUGCCCUUGGUCAUGCUAGCCUUUUUAUUCCUUCAACUCUUUAAUGGCUCCUGUAUUAGUGGUGGAAACAUUGACCACGAUUUGCUGCGUAAAAAUUUGGAUGCUGCUAUAGACGUAUAUAUUUCGAGAGUUAAUAAAACUGGAACAGUUAUUAAUCUAUGCUGGAACAGUUAUUAAUCUAUACAAGGGAGCAGACAGUAAAGCAUACCAGGAGGAAAAUUUUUAAAAAUUUUCUUGAAAGGAAAGAAAGAAGAAAGGGAAAAGCAAAAGAAAGAUCAUCCUGAGAACUAUGCUCGUGCUCAAGCGAUUUGGAAUCUACGGAAAAGACAUAUGAGAACAGAUGUUCCAUUAAAGUAUAUUUUUUGCCUGAGCUGUUGCUACCAACCUGACUGUGAACAUUCUUUGUGUCGUAAAGGUAAGCCUAGUGAAGAACCCACAUGGUAUGUUGGUGGCCCACCCUUGUCUUUCAUACCUGUGCCUUGUCCUGAUCCUGAACGUUGCUAUGGCAGUGAACAAUGCAGUGAAUGUAAUGGUGCUUGCUACGGCCAUUACCUAAAGUUAGAUGAACUUUGGAAGUAUACUUCCGAAGUGAUGUGA
This is a messenger RNA of Paramuricea clavata, 1711 nucleotides long. The record is from the annotation of a GenBank genome assembly. NCBI's taxonomy places the organism in Eukaryota, Metazoa, Cnidaria, Anthozoa, Malacalcyonacea, Plexauridae.